AUGCUUUGCAACCCGAUCACGCCUACAACUUUCAUGUUUUUUCCUCGAUCAGGUUCCGAUAUCUCCAAGUUUGUUGUUUCGAAUUCGACUUCUCUACCGCAACACGCUAUUAAAUUGCUUGACCAUACCGAUCAUAGCGGUCCAGGUACACCAGCUAUCGCCACACGGGUGUCGUCGGCGCCUUCAGCUAUGUCGGUGACACUUAAAUCAGCGAAGCUAAAACCAUCAGCUUUGUCAUCCAAUGCCAUUCAUCGGAAGGGACAAACAGGUAUGAACGGAGGACGCUGGACCGAGCAAGAACAUCAGAGAUUUCUUGCGGGCUUACGGCUGUACGGUCGUGAGUGGAAAAAAGUGGCCGGCAAGAUAAAGACGCGUACGUCUGCACAAAUUCGUAGCCACGCACAGAAAUACUUUGCAAAACUCGCACGGGACGACGAACUACGCAAGCACUGCGGGCUAUCGGUGAGAAUACCUGGGCCAGCCGAUUAUUUCAGCGAUGGUGGCUCCAUCGCACAAAACAGUAGUGAUGAUGAUGCCGAUCCGUCGGAUGUAUUGCGUCAAAAAUUCCCUGGGCGCUCAACGUGUCAAACUAAAGGAGCCGGUGAUAUCACCGUUGCCCCAAUGAGUUUGGCAGUAGGCAGACUAUACCAACAAACUCUCGAGCCAAAGAAUAAACGAUCGCGCGAUACAGAGGCAAGUUACAUGGGUCAGCUAGGAAUAGAUUUGCCUGCCUCUACGUAUCCAUACAAGCUUUAUCAACGACCGCAUGAUGCGCUUCCGUCGCAAGAAGAGCUGCUAGCAAAGGCGUCUCCUAAUUUACGUUAUCGACUGUCCUGUCUCAUCGAAGCAGAGCUGUGUGCGCUUCAAGUUCUUUCGUGCUAUGCCAUGCUGCAGCAGCAAGAUUACGUCUCGGCAUCUCGCCAUAAAGUUGGGCGACAAGAAAGACGCCGUAAUUUAGAUGCCUCAGCAAGUACUGCCACUACAGAAAGCGCUACCUCAUUGUCGCUUGGACUCUCGAUGCGAUCCACGCAGCAGAUCUCAUCGACUUCGUCUAUUUAUUAA
This is a messenger RNA of Peronospora belbahrii, 1062 nucleotides long. The record is from the annotation of a GenBank genome assembly. Lineage: Eukaryota; Oomycota; Peronosporomycetes; Peronosporales; Peronosporaceae.